AUGGACAGUGACGACGAUUACCAGUCAUUUUCCCCUCCAAAGGAAUCGCCGCCGCAAGUCCAGUAUCAGAGGCUGAAACGACUGAAGAAAUCAAAUUCCGAGCCACCAAAAGGAUCCUUGAAAGAGUUAAUUAACGAUCCACUCUUGUUCCCCCAAGUUAAUUAUGCGCAAUUGGAAGCUUUGGAAAAUGAUUCCGAAAACCUAGACUUCAAUGAUUCUAUUUCGAAUCAAGAAUCGUUUAUGUUGCAGGAAUCUCAGUCUGAGGGGUUUGAUGAAGAGAAGGAUAACGAAUUAGAGAAUCAGAAACGGAAGGAAGUGAAUUUUGGGGUUAACAAAACUAAGAGGGCUUUGGAAUUUGAUGACGGCGUGACUGUUGGGUUUGAUGAUGAGGAGGAGAAUGGAUUAAAGAAUCAGGAAGAGAAGGAAGUGAAUUUUGGGAUUGAUGCGGAGGUUAUCAAAACUAAGAGGGAUUUGGAGUUUGACGGCAACGUGGCUGUCGUGUUUGAUGGAUAUGAAGGUGGGAUCGGAGAGAAUGUUGAUUUAGGUUUGGAUAAUUUUGAGAAGAAAGGGAGCUGUGAAGGUGAUUUAGACGAGACAAAAGAGGACAAGAAGAAGAAAAAGAAAAAGAAAGUCAAGAGUGAUAAUGCUAAUGAAUCUUUAUCCAAAUUGCCAGUUUCAAACAAAAGGAGGGAAGAAAAGGAAAGAAAGGCUUAUCUGCAGCAACUUCACGCAGAAUCUCAAAAGCUACUACGAGAAACUAGAGAUGCAGCAUUUAAGCCGAUACCAGUUGUACAAAAACCCAUAUCAUCUGUAUUAGAGAAAAUCCGGAAGCGGAAGCUUGAAGUCUCAAUAAGAACUGGGAUGCUAAAUCACAAGAAUAAUGCUACCAAGGACAAUGGCAGUCAAAGAGACAAAAUGAUGGAAGUUGAUUUGGUUAACACCGACAAUGAAAAGAGUGGAGCAGAAAGCGUGGCAAAGAAUGUGGGAAAUGAGGCACCUUCAUGUUCCGUGGAUGUAGAGAGCAGUCCACAUGCUCCAAGAAUGGAUGGAUCCGUAGAUCUUGCAAGACAGACAAGCCAUGAAAAUGUUCCCACUCAAGUAGCAAGUGAGGCUUUGAAUAAACUGCCUUCACCUACAUUUCGAGCUCCAGUUGAUGAUACUCAGGAUCUUUUUGAUGACUCCCAACCAAGUGAUAAGAUUGCUGGGCAGCAUGAUGAACUACAGGAUAGUCCUUUGGAAGAAGAUUUUGCUCCAUCUUUAUUAGCUAUGAACUUGAAGUUUGAUUCUGCUCCUGUUGAUGAUAGUUCUUCAGGUGAAGAUGACAAUGAGAAAGAGAAUAUUGAUCCUCAUCCUUGUGGAGUUGCCGACGGUAGCUCCUCUCCAAAAGGAGAUCCCGUGAAAGAUUUUGUAGAUGAUGAAGCUGAGGAAGAAGAUGAUAGCGACAACGACCUGAUUCGCUUUGAAGAAAACGAAGAUGAGGAUAUGGAUGGCUUUGAGGAACUUGAUGACAUGAUAGCAACUGAGUGUGAAGAAAGAACUAUUGACAAUGAAAGACGUAAUGAACUUCAUCAGAAGUGGCUUGAGCAACAAGAUGCAGCAGGAACUGACCAUCUUAUGCAGAGAUUGAAAUGUGGUUCAGAACUUAGAGACACAAUUUUGCAUGACAAAGUACGUGAAAGUGAUGAGGAUGAAGAAGAAUCUGACGAUGAAGCCAAGGAAGACGUCCCCAGGAAUUCUGCCCGUAUAAAUUCUAGAAAGGCCAAAGAAAUAAUUCUGCAGAUGUUUUCUGAUAAAGAAGAUGCUUUUUUGUCUGACGAAGAUGACACAGAGAAGAGGCAUGUUAAACAGCGCCUCCUAAUAAGAGCUGAAAAACAGGCUACGUUAGUAUCACCUGCUGAUGACGAAAAUUCCAGGGAAGUUUUUGGUCUUAUAAAGAAGCUUAAUAUUGUCUCUGACAAUAAGAAAAAACCGAAAGCAUCAUCAUUCUUUGACACAUUGCUGAAAGGAGGAAAUAGUAAUAGCUCUUCAGAAACUCUCCUACACCUGCAUCAAAAUGAGCAUUUUGGCCGUUCGUCAUCUUUCCUUGGACGAGUAUCAAACCUCCACAUACCAUCAUCUCAUAAAAAAGGGUCAGGAAUGGUUCGUUCUUUUAUAUUUGAAAGGGACGACAGCAAUAGUCGGAGUUCUAUCUCAGUGUCAGAGGAUUUUUCGGAUACAGUAUCUAGAGAGAGUCGACCAACGAGGAAUGCUACAGCAAAAUUUAGUAGCUCACAAUCCAAAUUUAGCAGCCAAAAAGGAGAAACUGCUUCAGAAAAGGCAUCUAAUACUUCGUUGUUUGAGAUAUUGAAGCGAUCUUCAUCUCAAUCCCAUGCCUGUAAUCAGGAUAGUAUGACUGACCUCCCAAAGAGUAUGUUUGCUUCUUUUAGAAUUCCAAAGAAGCCUAUGAAAAUGGAAGGAAAAAGCUAA
Messenger RNA from Fraxinus pennsylvanica, 2466 nucleotides. NCBI's taxonomy places the organism in Eukaryota, Viridiplantae, Streptophyta, Magnoliopsida, Lamiales, Oleaceae. The record is from the annotation of a GenBank genome assembly.